CCUAUUAUGUAUAUUUCGCAGGAACUUUCUGACCUCCCUAAAUAAGGGCAUUUAAUCAACACGAAGUUUGCAAUCUUUACAUGCUAUAAACCCUUCAAUUAUAUUUGACAUAUUUUAAACAUUUUGUGUAUAAUGCCUGUUGCUGGGGUGGAGUUUUGCCUUGGUGGCGCUGCAGCCGCUUGUGCAGUCCUGUUCACUAACCCACUAGAAGUCGUCAAGACUCGGUUCCAGCUACAGGGAGAGCUGAAGGCAUGGGGCACCUACCAGCGUCACUACAGGAAUGUCUUCCAUGCCUUCUACACCAUCGGUCGGUAUGACGGUCUCCUGGCCCUGCAGGCUGGGCUGCCACCAGCACUUGUCUAUACGGCGAUUCAGAACGGUACGAGACUUGGAACCUACCAGAUUUUAGUGGACAUGGGACUAACGAAGAAUCUUGCCGGUGAGAAAAGCCUUCCUAGGACCAUCUGUGCUGCCGGAGUGGGUGGUUAUGUAGGAGCUUUGAUCAGCAGUCCUCUGUUCCUUAUUAAGACUCAACUACAAUCCCAGUCACAUGAAGUCAUAGCCGUGGGACAUCAGCAUACCCACUCAGGCUGGUUGCAAGGUUUGAAGAGGAUCUACGUAGAGGGCGGUAUUAAGGGUUUAUGGCGAGGGGUUCACGCUCAGACUGUACGCAAUGUGAUCGGAUCAGCUUCCCAACUGACGGCGUUUGUUCUCACAAGAGAUUUUCUCACCGAAAAAGAGAUUUUUGUGCCCAGCAGCCUCUACAUCCCAAUCACCUCCAGCAUGGUGGCGAGCGUCGCCAUCGUCGUGUUUGUGACACCUGUUGACGUCAUCAGUAUCCGAAUAUACAAUCAAGGAGUGGAUGCUCGCACAGGGAGAGGGUUGUACUACCGGGGUUUGUGGGAUUGUGCUUUGAAGAUAUGGCGAAGGGAGGGGCCAGUGGGCUUUUACAAAGGUUGGUCGGCCUCUUGGUUUCGAUUCGCACCGCAGACCAUUCUUUGUCUAUCAUUCUGGAAUAUGAUGCAAAAUGGUUACUAUAGUCAUUUCGGCAAGAAACAGACGUCGUACAUCAGCAACCAAACAAAAACACUAUAAAACUGAAGUUCAGAUGCUUUAUUACUACAAGAGUUCAUUGGUGCUCCCAUUUCCCGGCACUCUAAUCCCAAAAGGAUCCUGGGUUUAUGCAGGCCCAUGGUUUAUUGGACUGAUGCUC
Messenger RNA from Strongylocentrotus purpuratus (purple sea urchin), 1213 nucleotides. RefSeq names its product solute carrier family 25 member 35-like. The transcript has 3 exons. Lineage: Eukaryota; Metazoa; Echinodermata; Echinoidea; Camarodonta; Strongylocentrotidae. Bases 133 to 1095 code for a protein of 320 amino acids. The record is from RefSeq and is a predicted model, not a curated record.